Oreochromis niloticus (Nile tilapia) is the source of this 6984-nucleotide messenger RNA. RefSeq names its product solute carrier family 35 member H1 (gene slc35h1). NCBI's taxonomy places the organism in Eukaryota, Metazoa, Chordata, Actinopteri, Cichliformes, Cichlidae. The record is from RefSeq and is a predicted model, not a curated record. Bases 230 to 6187 code for a protein of 1985 amino acids. The transcript is spliced from 52 exons. Gene Ontology annotation, molecular function: protein binding.
CUCGCCAGUGUUUAAAUUUACUCGUGUUAUUCGCCAACACAGCUGAGGCGGUAAUGCUCCUUUACGUUGGUUGCCAACCGCCGUUAAACACAAAGAAGAAGAAGAAGUGAAGAAGCCAACACAGCUGACGAGGUCUGGUAUGGCUGUUCGGGGAGGAUGUGGGUUCAGGUCGGAGAUGGCCCCUCUGCAGUAGCUGUGUGUUGUGGACAGCUGGUCCUGGCAGUCCUGUAUGGCGUGCCCGGUCCAGUUCCUGUGCAGGGGGCUGCGCACUGUUGGAUUAGUUCUUCUCUACUAUGUCUUCUCUAUAGGCAUCACAUUCUAUAACAAAUGGCUAAUGAAGGGCUUCCAUUACCCCCUCUUCAUGACUUUAGUUCACCUCACCAUCAUCUUCUGUCUGUCAGCUCUGACACGACAGGCUGUGCAGUGGUGGACAGGGAAACCUCGUGUUACUCUGAGGUGGAAAGAGUACCUCAGAAAAGUAGCACCCACAGCCAUCGCAACAGCGCUGGAUAUCGGACUUUCCAAUUGGAGCUUCCUCUUCAUCACCAUUAGCCUGUAUACCAUGACCAAGUCCUCAGCAGUGCUGUUUAUCCUGUUUUUCUCUCUGGUCUUUAAACUGGAGGAGCCGAACCCAUUUCUGAUCCUGGUGGUCCUGUUGAUCUCCUGCGGUCUCUUUAUGUUUACCUUUGAGUCGACCCAGUUUAACCUGGAAGGCUUUAUUCUGGUGCUCCUAGCAUCCUUCAUAGGGGGGAUUCGAUGGACCCUCACUCAGGUCCUCACGCAGAAAGCCGAGCUGGGCCUUCAAAACCCAAUAGAUGCCAUGUACCACCUCCAACCUCUCAUGUUCCUUGGGCUCUUUCCCCUCUUCCUGUUUAAUGAAGGGCUGAGCCUCAGCACCUCAGAGAAGUUAUUCCGGGUGACGGAGCUCUCGCCUCUCCUGUAUUCCCUCUUCACAUUAAGCAUCGGCGGUUCACUGGCCUUUGGUUUGGGCUUCUCUGAGUUUCUGCUGGUCUCCCGAACCUCCAGCCUCACCUUAUCCAUAUCAGGGAUCUUUAAGGAAGUGUGUACUCUGCUUUUAGCCACUUUUCUGAUGGGAGACAAAAUGAGUAUGCUUAACUGGCUGGGAUUCGCUGUGUGUCUGUGUGGUAUUUCAUUACACGUGGGACUCAAGACAUAUUAUUCCAAAAAUAAGGGUCUUUCUUUAAGGCAGCUCAAGAGUAAGAGCCCAGAACUCGAGCUGCCGUUACUGCAGCGAAAUGGGGAUGAAAAUAAGGACUCGGCUACUGAUGAAUGUGAUGAUGAAGAAGAAGAAGAGAUCACUCUAAUACGACCUGUUGAGAGGGAGCAGGCUUCAGAGUUGAGCAGAAACCUGCGCAUGUUGACAUCCCGCCUCUGGAAUGCAGUGCGGAAUAAACUGGACUCACCGAACCGCCAGGCUCCACUCAUGUCUCCUCACCUCCUUGCUACUUCAUUGUCGUCUUCCUGGCUAAUGCCAUUUUUCCUGCUCAGUGUCCUGCUGAUGUCUGCUGCUGUCAAUGGCCAAGGUCGUCUUAAGCUGACGGUUCUGUCUGAAGACAGACUGCAGAUGAAGUGGAAGGAGGCUGAUGGGCCCGUGCAGGGUUACAAGGUCAGAGUGAGACCGAUUUCAGAGGUGCCACAGCCAGAGCUCAUGUUGACUACCACCCGGGGCCGGGCAACAGUGGCAGGUCUGGACUCCAGUCAGGAAUAUUUCCUCCAGGUCCUUGUGCUCAAUGGGACGACAGAGAAACUUCUUGCAAAGAGACGAUUCACAAUGCAGACUCUGCGGGAGGAGGAGAUGAUCCGCAGUGGCACCAGAGAGCACAGGAAGAAGUUGUUGCCAGGUGGGUCAGGAUUAGGAGAACUGGAAGAUGCAACAGAGGCUCUGCUGGAUGUACCAACAGUUCUGUAUCCGGAGCCUACGCCCACCACUCCUGCCUCUGCCAGUACUACAGAGCCUCCAGCUACAGAAACCCCCUCUGAACUCCCAGAUAAGACCCCUGAGAAAAGUGGCAAAGAGAAGAGGAAGAAGAAGAAAGAGCGGGAUCGUUCCAAGAUGGAGAACAAGGAGGAGCAGGGAACAACACAGGGUAAACCAGCUCAGGAGAAACCCAGAAAGAGCCCAUUUCCUACCCAGCCAGGCAUGUCUUCAAGGAAACCAUUUGAAUGUGCGAGCGAUGCAGCCGCAGACAUCGUGUUGUUGGUGGACGGCUCCUGGAGCAUCGGACGCCUUAACUUCAGACGUGUCCGAGACUUCUUGGAGGGCCUAGUGACACCUUUCCACAUUGGACCGAAUCACAUUCAGAUCGGACUGACACAGUACAGUGGAGACCCACGCACAGAAUGGCACCUCAACAACUUCACCACUAAAGAGCAGCUGUUGGAGGCAGUGAGGAACUUCAGAUAUAAGGGAGGAAACACAUUUACAGGUCAGGCACUACUCCACGUCAUGGAGGAGAACAUGAGGUCCAGUGCGGGUGCAAGAUCUGACACUCCGUUUUUUCUGGUGUUGUUGACUGAUGGGAAAUCUCAGGAUGAUGCCAUUGCUGCAGCCAACCGGCUAAAAAAUGCAGGCAUUGAAAUCAUCGCUGUAGGUGUAAAGAAUGCUGAUGAAGCGGAGUUGAGACAAGUGGCCUCAGAGCCAGUGGAUCUGAAUGUCUACAAUGUCAAUGACUUCCCUCUGCUCAGCAAGCUGGUGGCACGGCUGGUCCACAUACUGUGCGGGAGGAUAGAGGAGCGCGGCAUCACAAAGCGAAUGGAGCCUGGUCCCACAGCAGAUCCGGCCCUCUCCUACCCCAGUCCUACUGAUCUCCGGUUUUCAGAACUUGGAUUCAGAGAGGUGAAGCUUCACUGGACCAAUCCUGUGAAGCCGGUCCAACAGUACAGAGUUGUGUACCACAGUGCUGAGAGUCAGAGUCCACAGGAGGUGGUGUUACCCGGCUCAGAAUCUGUUGUGUUGCUGGAAGGCCUCUCCUCUCAAACUCUGUACCACGUCUCCAUCUUUCCUGUGUAUGAGGACAACGUAGGCUUAGCGCUCAGAGGGACUGUCACAACAUUGCCUCUGGCCAUGCCGGCCAACUUGAAAGUGACUCCUUCAUCUUAUAGCACGUUGCGAGUGAGUUGGGGUGCUGCACCCGGCGCAACACAGUACUUGAUCCUGUACUCAGCACUCAGCCACGGAGAGCCUGAUGAUGCCAAAGAGGAGAAAUUCGGUGCAGAACAAACUGUGGUGGAGCUGGCAGGAUUACUGCCGGCCACAGACUACUCUGUCACUCUUUAUGCGCUUUAUGAGGAGGAACCCAGCGACCCUGUCACUGCUGUUACCACCACAUUCCCCCUCCCAACACCACUGAGUGUUCAGUUCCCGAUGGUCACCCACAGUAUGAUGAGAGUGAGCUGGGUGCCCGGGGCUGGGGAUGUCCCCGGCCAUAGAAUCACCUACAGCACCAACCACGGCAGUGAUGUCAAGCAGGUGGAAGUGACAGGAGUGAACUCAGUGCUGGUGCAGAACCUUUCCUCUCUUUCCAGAUACCUCAUUUCUGUUCAGUCUCACUACGCACAAGGCCUGUCUGCAGCACUCACCAGUAACGUCACCACACUGAAGGUGCCUCCUCCUUCAGACCUUAGGGUAACUAAUUUCUCAGACAGUGACAUCACGGUGCGCUGGGAAGCUGCAGCUGAUGAUGUUGUUUCUUACCUCAUUAAGUGGAUCUCCCUAAGUGGAGGCGACCUGAGACAGCUGCGUGUGAGUGGUGACAGUGAAGGAGCAAUUCUUGUAGGGGUGGAGGAUGAUAAGGAGUAUCAGAUUUCACUGUCUGCACUCUAUGGAGAUGGAGCUCAGAGUGAAGCUGUGGCCAUACGCUAUAGCACCUCAUCUGGUGGAGGCCCAACCAGCCUCACGGUUUCUGAUGAGACUGCCCUCAGCAUGGUGAUCAGCUGGGUACCUCCCAAUGCUCAUGUCCUCCAGUAUCGUGUGUCCUACACAGCAUUGACUGGAGCUGAUAGCCAGGAUCACACUGUGCUGGUCCCUGGUGGAGAGAAGCAGGUGAUGCUGGAGUCAUUGCAGCCAGAUACACGUUACAGCAUCUUGGUCACCGCUGAGUACCGCAACAGAGAAGGAGGCAGCGGUUCAGCUCAGGGCAAAACUGCCACUUUGCGGGUAAGCAGUGUGAGUGUGGUCAGGUCAGACCACUCCAGUAUCUGUGUGUCAUGGAGACCAGUAUCUGCCGUUGAUGGAUAUGGUAUUGUAAUCCAGGAUGUAAAAGACAAGCAAUCAAAGCAAGAAGUUGUGAGUGAGUCCAGCAGAAGCCACUGUUUCACUCAUCUGGAACCUGAGACUCUGUAUCGCAUCAGCGUGCACUCUCUUCUCGGCUCAGCAGAGGGCCCGGCAGUCUCUAUCCUCCAUCCCACAGCUGCAGCUCCAGCCCGAAUUCCCAUCCAUCCCCGGAUGUACCCUAUCCACAAUGAAGUGUGCCCUGAAGUCACCAUCAGAAACAGCAUUGUUAAAGGGUUCAACAUGAUGGAAGCCUUUGGUCUGACUCAGAGAGCUCACUCAUCGGUGGAGGGAGUGGCAGCCGAGCCUUUUGUCUUCAACACGCUCCCCACCUACACUCUGUACAGAGACGUCCAACUGACACAGAGCACCAAGUUUAUCCACCCAGCAGGUUUCUCCCCAGAGCACACCAUCAGCAUUGCCUUCCGAAUGCUGCAGGAUACACCCAGGGAGCCUUUUGCUCUCUGGCAGCUCACAGACAAUGACUUCCAGCCAAAGAUGGGAGUGGUGAUUGACCCCACCACCAAGCACCUGUUAUACUUCAGUCUGGACUACAGAGGUGAAGUGCAGGAGCUGACCUUUGACCAGCCACAGGUCCACAGGCUGUUCUAUGGCAGUUUUCACAAGGUUCACCUUUCUGUUAGCCAGGUGAGUGUAUCCUUGUCUGUGGACUGUCAGCACGUGGGUGAGAGGCCAGCCCGUCCUCUAGGCAACCUGCCCACUGAUGGAUUUGAGAUGCUGGGAAAACUGGUGAAGACCCGAGGACCUAACAGUGGCUCAGCCCCGUUUCAGCUGCAGUCUUUUGAAAUAGUCUGUAACACCACGUGGGCUUCAGAGGAUACCUGCUGUGACCUGCCUGGAGUGAGAGAUGAGGAGAGCUGCCCUGCCCCUGCAUACAGGUGUACCUGUUCCUCUGACGUCCCUGGAGCUCCUGGUCCCCCUGGACCACCUGGGAAGCCAGGCCCUCGUGGCGAAAAAGGUGAAAAAGGAGAGCAUGGCCAAAAGGGAGAAGUAGGUCCUCCAGGAAAUCCUGGACUUGAGGGAGGCCUUGGACCUGUGGGCAGCAUCGGGCCGCGAGGCAUUACAACGCAGGGCAAAAUGGGUCCACCAGGAGCAAGGGGAGAGAAGGGAGAUCCUGGGCGACCGGGACUGCAGGGGGUACCAGGACCUCCAGGUCAAAAAGGGGAGGAGGGAAUCGCAGGUGCCAAGGGCAUCAGAGGUGUGGAAGGUAACAUCGGCGCACCUGGCGUCACUGGACCCAGGGGUUUCCAAGGAAUGCCAGGAUACCCAGGGCCUAUAGGAGAAAGGGGCCCCCCAGGUCCUGUGGGACCUACGGGCUUGCCAGGUAAUAAAGGGGAAAGAGGAGAAAAGGGAGAACCUCAGUCCAUGGCUAUGAUCUACCAACUGGUCACACAGGCCUGUGAACAACUAGUACAUAAGGAGGUGUUAAAGCUCGACAUGUUCAUUAAUGAGAUCGGUCGUAAGCCAGUUCCAAUUGAAGAGCCAGUGGGGCCUCCAGGGGAACCAGGAAUACCAGGGCCCAAGGGCCCACCGGGUGCCAGGGGCUCCCAGGGUCGUGUAGGCCCAAGGGGAACACCUGGCAGGCCUGGAUAUCCAGGAGAGCAAGGAAGGAAAGGUGCGCCGGGGGAUAAAGGUGAUGCAGGGUCCAAUGUCCAGGGUCCCCCAGGGGUCAAGGGAUUAGCAGGACCUCCUGGUGAGUCUAAGCUGGGAAUCCCAGGUCCCAAAGGGGAAAAUGGUAAGCCGGGGCCAUCUGGGAUCUCCGGAACACCGGGUCAGCCGGGCGAGAUUGGACCACCGGGUGUUUGUGACAACAGCGGAGGCUGCCGCAUGAUUCCCCAGCAAACAGAAGACUCUUAUGAUGACUACCAGCCUUGAGUGGAGAAAACAUGCAGGAGGCAGUGGUAAGGUGACUGACAUCUGUAGGAAAUGACGGGUUCAUUUGGAAGUGAGCAAAAGACUGACAUUGGCGGUUUGAAGAGGUUUGCUGCAUUGAAAAGGAAAAUAGUAAGGGAAGAUUGUCUUUCUCUUCUCUUAUUAAAAUCUUCACUCAUGUUUCAAAUCAGCUAAGAAAUUAUUCACUUAAGAACAAUUAGGAAGCUUUCUCAUACAAAACCUACCAGUUGAUGGAUGGCUUCAUAAGAGAUCUUUUCCCAGUGGAAUCUGUAAAGUGUUGCCUUAAACAAUGUAUUCGCACUGAAACCUUUGUUGCCGUGUUUCUGUAUUCAUGCACUGUAUCAAUGCCAAAUAGUUUAGCUGCAUAUGUUAUUUUCUGUGUAUUUCAUUUGCCAUUCUAACCUUAACUGCCUCAAGAAGAAUGAAAUUGCAUAAUCCAUGGUGGAAAAGCUUCUUUUUCUUCCAUGGUAUAAAUGAUGCUGUGAGAAUGUUUCUUUCCACGUGUAUGAUAAUUGUUGUAUUGUUAAUUGUAUUAACUGUAUCUGGAUAUCCAUGUUUAUUUUAAACUGUAUGAAUUCUAAUUGCUUAUUCGUGUUUACAUUUAAUGAUUUCCAAAGCUUUGAUGACAAGAAUUUGUUUGUGUAUAAAAGAAAGAGAAAAACAGUGUAGGAUAAUAUUUCUUAUGGUGUAUGUUUUUGGAUGGUUUUUCUAUGUUUUUUUUAAUCUUGUUAAUAAAAUGUAUAAAAAUGUGUGUAAUUAAUCACAAUGUGUUAGUAUGU